CGCCGCCGCGCGGUCCGCAGCCGGGGCCCGGAGCGCCGAGCGCAGCGCGGAGCUGCAGCACUGUCAGAUUUCGAUCCUGUUCCUAGGUCCCCAAGGAGGGCUCUGGGAGCAAAAUCGAUGGGAACCAUGCAGGUGGGGCGUAGACGAGACCUCGCCCACUAGGAGGAAGCUGCGGUCAAAAGCUUUUCAUCCCGGAACCCCGCAGUCCUCCCCAGACGCGGGCGCAGAGCCCAGCGAUUGGUCUCUUCUCCAGGCUCUUGUUGCCCUUGCCUUCCUUCGCGAUCACACCUGCUUUCAGACGUGCUGGGGGAGGAUGGGGCCCUCUUCUCCCAGGGGCUCCGAGCCUGGCCGGCCGGCGGCGCCCCCUCUCCCCUUCGGCUGCGGAGGAGCCCUCGCGGUGGUUCUGGUGCUGCUCGCGCUGCCGGCACUCUGGGGUCAAUGCCAGGCCCCAGCACAGUUUUCAUUCGCCAAGCCUACCACCCUAACUGAUGAGUCUGAGUUUCCCAUUGGGAAGUCUUUGAAGUAUGAAUGCCGUCCUGGUUUCUACAGGAGAUCAUUUUAUAUCACCUGCCAAAAAAACUCAGUCUGGACAAGUCCUGACUACAUGUGUAAACGUAGAUCAUGUAAUAACCCUCCAGAACCUCUGAAUGGCAUGGUGCAUGUCGACAAAGACAUCCUUUUUGGAUCAACAAUUAAUUAUUCUUGUAAUAAUGGCUACCGACUCGUUGGUCACGCCUCUGCUCAAUGCAUCAUCUCAGACAACUCUGUCUCUUGGGAUAAUGAAGCACCCAUCUGUGAGACUAUUCAUUGUGGGCCACCCCCAACCAUCCCCAAUGGAGAUUUCCUUAGCACCAACAGAGAAUAUUUCCAGUACGGAACUGUGGUGACCUACCGCUGCAAUCUUGGAAACAGAAGAAAAAAGAUGUUUGACCUCGUGGGUGAGGCAUCGAUCUACUGCACCAGCAAUGAUAAUGAUGUUGGCACCUGGAGUGGCCCUGCCCCUCAGUGCAUCAUCCCUAAUAAAUGCACGCCUCCAGAUGUUGCAAAUGGAAUAAUGGUGUCUGAGAACAGAAGCUUGUUUUCUUUAGAUGAGACUGUGGAGUUUAGGUGUCAGCCUGGCUUCGUCAUGAAAGGACCGACCAGGGUGCAAUGCCAGGCCCUUAAUAGAUGGCAGCCAGAAUUGCCAACCUGCUCCAGGGUGUGCCAGAUGCCUCCAGAAAUCCUGCAUGGCAAGCAUACUCUAAGCAACAAGGCUGAGUUUUCCCCCGGGGAGGAAGUGUCCUACAGCUGUGAGCCUGGCUAUGACCUCAGAGGGGCUGCCUCUCUGCGCUGUACGACCCAGGGUACCUGGAGCCCCACAGCCCCCAGAUGUGCAGUGAAAUCCUGUGACAAUUUUCUGGACCAACUCCCUAAUGGCCAUGUGUUAUUGCCACUUAAUUUCCAGCUUGGAGCAAAAGUGUCUUUUGUGUGUAAGGAAGGGUUUCAACUAAAGGGCAGCUCAGCUAGUCAUUGUGUUUUGGAUGGAGCGAAAAGCCUUUGGAAUAGCAGUGUUCCUGUGUGUGAGCAAAUCUUUUGUCCAAGUCCUCCAACCAUCCUUAAUGGGAGACACACAGGAAACCCUCUGGAUGUGUUUCCCUAUCCAGGAAACCCUUUGGAUGGCUUUCCCUAUGGAAAAGCAGUAACUUACACAUGUGACCCCCACCCGGACACGGGGAUGACCUUAGAUCUCAUUGGGGAGAGCACCAUCCACUGCACAAGUGACCAGCAGAGGAACGGGAUCUGGAGUGGCCCUGCCCCUCACUGUGGACGUGCAGGUCACUGUAAAGUCCCAGAUCCUUUUCAAUUUGCUAAGCUGAAGACUCCAAUCAAUGAAUCUGACUUUCCCAUUGGGACAUCUUUAAAGUAUGAAUGCGGCUCUGAAUACUAUGGGAAGUCGUUUUCUAUCAUGUGUCUAAAAACCCUGUCCUGGUCAAGUCCUACAAAUGUCUGCAAACGUAGAUCAUGUAAAACUCCUCCAGAUCCUGUGAAUGGCAUGGUGCAUAUAGACACAGAUGUCCAGCUUGGAUCCAGAAUUAAGUAUUCUUGUAAUAUAGGACACCGACUGAUCGGUCACUCGUCUACUGAAUGUAUCCUCUUGGGCAACACCGUCGUUUGGGAAACAGAGCCACCGAUUUGUGAACGUAUCCAUUGUGGGCCACCCCCAACCAUCCCCAAUGGAAAUUUCUUUAGCACCAACAGAGAAUAUUUCCAGUACGGAACUGUGGUGACCUAUCGCUGCAAUCUUGGAGACAGAGGAAAAAAGAUGUUUGACCUCGUGGGUGGGGCAUCGAUCUACUGCACCAGCAAUGAUAAUGAUGUUGGCACCUGGAGUGGCCCUGCCCCUCAGUGCAUCAUCCCUAAUAAAUGCACGCCUCCAGAUGUUGCAAAUGGAAUAAUGGUGUCUGAGAACAGAAGCUUGUUUUCUUUAGAUGAGACUGUGGAGUUUAGGUGUCAGCCUGGCUUCGUCAUGAAAGGACCGACCAGGGUGCAAUGCCAGGCCCUUAAUAGAUGGCAGCCAGAAUUGCCAACCUGCUCCAGGGUGUGUCGACGACCUCCAGAAAUCCCACAUGGCACAUAUACCCCAAGUGACAAGGAUGACUUUUCCUCAGGACAGGAAGUGUUCUACAACUGUGAGCCUGGCUAUGACCUCAGAGGGGCUGCCUCUCUGCACUGUACCACCCAGGGAGACUGGAGCCCGGCAGCCCCCAGAUGUGCAGUGAAAGCAUGUGAUAAUUUCCUGGACCAACUCCCUAACGGCCGUGUGGUACUUCCACUUAAUUUCCAGCUUGGGGCAGAAGUGUUCUUCAUUUGUAAUGAAGGGUUCCAUUUAAGGGGCAGUUCUAUGAGUAAAUGUAUCUCAGUGGGAAUGAGGAGCCUUUGGAACAGCAGCGUUCCUGUGUGUGAACAAAUCUUUUGUCCAGAUCCUCCAGCCAUCCUUAAUGGGAGACACACAGGAGCUCCUCUGGGAGAUUUUCCCUAUGGAAAAGAAGUAUCUUACACAUGUGACCACGACCCGCACACAGGGAUAACCUUCAGCCUCUUUGGGGAGAGCACCAUCCGCUGCACACGUGACCUUCAAGGGAACGGGAUGUGGAGCGGCCCUGCCCCUCGCUGUGAACUCUCUGCUCCUGCUGGAAAAUCAUGUGGAUCUCCUCCAGAACUCUUCAACGGAGUGGUGCACAUAAAUACAGAUACUCAGUUUGGAUCAACAGUUAAUUAUUCUUGUAAUGAAGGGUAUCGACUCAUUGGUUCCCCAUCUGCAGCUUGUCUCCUCUCUGGUGAUAAACUCACAUGGGACAAGGAAGCACCUGUCUGUGAGAUUAUAUCCUGUGAACCACCUUCAACCAUCCUCAAUGGAGACUUCUACAGCAACAAUGGAACAUUUUUUCCCUAUGGAACGUUGGUAACUUAUCAGUGUCACACCAGCCCAGAUGGAGAAAAUCUGUUAAAGCUUGUGGGAGAACAGUCCAUGUACUGCACCAGCAAAGACAACCAACAUGGUAUCUGGAGCAGCCCUGCUCCUCAGUGUAUCUCAGCUGAUACAUGCACAGCUCCAGAAAUAAAAAAUGGAAUUAUAGCAUCAGGAAAUAAGAGUGUAUUUUCCCUUGAUGAGAUCGUGAGAUUCAGUUGUCAGCCCGGUUUUGUCAUGAAAGGGUUCGACACCAUAAAGUGUCAGUCCAACAACAGAUGGGGACCUGAGCUGCCAACAUGCUCCAGAAUGUGUCAGUCACCUCCAGAAAUCCUGCAUGGCAAGCAUACCCCAAGUAGCACGGAUGACUUUUCCCCGGGGCAAGAAGUGUUCUAUAGCUGUGAACCCAGUUACGACCUCAGAGGGGCUGCCUCUCUGCACUGUACCGCCCAGGGAGACUGGAGCCCGGCAGCCCCCACAUGUGCAGUGAAAUCAUGUGAUAAUUUCCUGGGCCAACUCCCUAAUGGCCAUGUGCUGCUUCCACUUAAUCUUCAGCUUGGAGCAAAGGUGUCUUUUGUCUGUAAUGAAGGGUUUCGAUUAAAAGGCAACUCUGCUAGUCAUUGUGUCUUGGCUGGUAUGAAAAGUCUUUGGAAUGGCAGUGUUCCUGCGUGUGAACGAAUCUUUUGUCCAAAUCCUCCAGCUAUUUUUAAUGGGAGACAUACAGGACCUCCUCUGGGAGAUAUUCCCUAUGGAAAAGAAGUGUCUUACACAUGUGACCAUGACCCGCACACAGGGAGGACCUUCAAUCUUAUUGGGGAGAGCAUCAUCCGCUGUACACGUGACCAUCAAGGGAAUGGGAUGUGGAGCGGCCCUGCCCCUCGCUGUGAACUCUCUGCUCCUGCUGCAUGCCCACUUCCACCCAAGAUCCGAAACGGGUAUACCACUGGAGGGCAUGUGUCUCUGUAUCUUCCUGGGAUGAAGGUCAACUACACUUGUGACCCUGGUUACCUGCUGGUGGGAAAGGCCUUCAUUUUCUGUACCGACCAGGGAACCUGGAGCCCACUUGAUCAUUAUUGCAAAGAGGUAAAAUGCUACCUCCCACCAUUUAUGAAUGGAAUUUGGAGAGAUUUGAAAAUGAGAAAAGUGUAUCACUAUGGAGAUAAUGUUACUUUGGAGUGUGAGGACGGGUAUACUCUGGAAGGCAGUCCCCAAAGCCAGUGCCAGGAGGGUGACAGAUGGGAGCCCCCUCUGGCCACGUGUGCAUCUCGUUCACGUAACACUCUCAUAGUUGGCAUUUUGUUUGGGAUAAGCUUCUUUAUCUUAUUCAUCAUCACUCUCUGUUGGAUAAUUCAAAAGCAUAAAAAGGACAAUAAUACCAAGGGAAAAUAUAAAGAAGUGAUGAUCCAUUUACAUCCUCAAGAAGGCAGUUGUGUUCAUCCUCAAACUCUACCAACAAAUCAGGAAAAUAGCAGGCCAGAGAUCCCAAAUUCAACGGAGGACAGCGGGGGGGACUCCAGGAAAAGGAUAUUUUAUAGUACUCAACAAAGUACUAUACAACUGGAGAACUCUUCGAAUUAAGUGUUGUUUGGAAAGGAGCCGAUUCAUUUCAACAGAGUAAGAUCUGCAGCUCCAAGUCUUUGAAGUGACCUCGCAGAGAUGCAAACAUGCACACUUGAAGAUGCUGAAGCUUUUCGAAGUAUCUGGCAAAGCUCUCUGCUCUGAUUUCACAUUACUAUCAUCCCUUUACCCUCUUUCCUGUGCUGAAAGCAACAUUAUCUAGUCGGAGGAAAGACUGCACUUAGGAUAUAAGAAAUAGUUACUUAAGAAAGGAAGAGUUGCCUAGGGUUGCUGAUUUACAAGUAUGCCAUUUUUCUUUCUUCUUUUAAAAUGUGUAUAACAUGGAACGGGCUCAUUAAGGAAGUUAUGAAAAAUAAAUGAGUCAUAAAUAAUUAUA
Tupaia belangeri chinensis (Chinese tree shrew) is the source of this 5402-nucleotide messenger RNA. RefSeq names its product complement C3b/C4b receptor 1 (Knops blood group) (gene CR1). Lineage: Eukaryota; Metazoa; Chordata; Mammalia; Scandentia; Tupaiidae. The transcript is spliced from 31 exons. Bases 314 to 5026 code for a protein of 1570 amino acids. The record is from RefSeq and is a predicted model, not a curated record.